UGUUCUGAUUCGCUGUGUUUUAUUUGGGCUUUAUUCAGGUAACCGUUAGUGAUGUGAUUGUGGGGAAAAACUCUUUAGUGGAUAAUCAAGUCCUUUCGCAGGUAAAUCGAUCGAAAUUCGAAAGGCAUGUCAGGACGUUUAUGAACUAUCACAAAGAUCUGUGGUUGAAUAACAUCACAGCCAUGCAUGCAGUGACAAUAAGAGACCUUAUGCGGAUAUGGAUGCUGUUUCUGUGGUGUGCAUCAUGUAACUGCGGACCAGAUCCUAGGAAGCGAGAGGCUCUGAUAAGUUUGGAGGCGUCUAGACGGACAGGAGGCAACAUAACACUGAACGAGAGAGAGAAACUGCUUGAUGGAAAGCUUCAGAAACUGAAAGAGCAUGAUAUGACAUCAGGACAGUUCCCACCGUCCAUGCAUUUCUUCAAGGCGAAGCGUCUCAUCGAUCAAAGUCCUGUCUUUAGUUUGCUUCAGAAGAUGCCUAAAGGUGCGGCCCUGCACGUUCAUGACUUUGCUAUGGUGGGUGUGGAUUGGCUGGUGAAGAACGUGACCUACAGAGACAACUGCUACGUGUGCUUCACAGAUGAGCAGACCGUGAGGUUUAUCUUCUCUUUUGCACAACCCGCACCUCGUCUGUACUGCUCCUCAUGGAUUCUGCUCAAAUCCCUCAGGGAGAAGAUUAAAAACAGCACUGAACUGGACAACAGUUUCAUUCGAAAUCUCACACUCUUUACCGAGGACCCAGACAGAGCCUAUCCUACCCAAGGUAUUGUGUGGAAAAGAUUUGAGCAGGCUUUCUUAGUGGCCUACGGGCUGGUCACGUAUGCACCUGUGUUCAAAGACUACCUCUAUGAAGGUCUCAGACAGUUUUAUGAGGACAACAUCAUGUAUGUGGAAAUCAGAGCGCUGCUGCCAGCGACGUAUGAACUUGAUGGCAGACUAAAUAAUAAGGACUGGAGUAUGAGGGCCUGCGAGGACAUUGUGAAAAGAUUUACAGCAGACUACCCAGACUUUUUAGGAGCUCGGGUGAUUUUUACCGUCCACAGGGGUAUAAAUGCAACCGAGGCAGUGAAGACAGUAGAGGAAGCAAUGUUGUUACACAAAAACUUCCCAGAAAUCAUGGCAGGCUUUGACUUUGUAGGACAAGAGGACCUUGGAAGACCUCUGUGGUACUUCAAGGACGCUUUGAGUCUACCUGAAGACAGGGGUGUUAACCUGCCCUACUUUUUUCACGCAGGAGAGACAGAUUUACAGGGAACAGAUGUCGAUCAGAACCUCAUGGAUGCUCUUCUAUUCAACACCACACGUAUAGGUCACGGCUUUGCUUUGGCACGUCAUCCUAUAGUUAAGGAGAUGUCUAGAAAGAUGGAUGUACCAAUUGAAGUCUGUCCAAUCUCAAAUCAGGUGUUGAAUCUGGUCUCAGACUUGCGGGAUCACCCAGCGGCGGUUCUGAUGGCUGAGGGUCAUCCUGUAGUGAUCAGCUCGGAUGAUCCAGCUCUCUUUGGGGCCACUGCCCUUUCACACGAUUUCUACGAAGCCUUCAUGGGCUUUGGAGGAAUGAGCUUUAAUUUAGGCACAUUGAAAGAGCUGGUCGUAAACUCCCUCAGGUACAGCUCAUUGCCAAGUCAAAGAAAGAAAAUGGCUAUUGAGGCUUUGCUGGUAAAAUGGGACAAGUUUGUCCUGGAAAGUUUACUCUAGACUACUUCAAACAGGUAGUUUCUAAAUCAGGACAUUUUAAAACGCUGCACUAAGGGCAUUGUUUACAUGUUUUCCCCAUUUGUUUGUCAUAUUGGUGAACAUGCUGGGGUGUGAAUACUGCAGUUUGUGGUGUUACUUGAUGUGAGGAACUGAAUGUAUUAUCUUGAACUGGCCUGUGCUGCCAUCUGGUGCAGAACUGGUACUACUAUUGGUAUCUGUACUUCCAUUGAAACAAAAUGGAGGACUGUAAUGCUUGAACCUUCAGGCUGAUAACAACAGCUUUGUGUGCAAUUUUGUGAAGCAAGUUUUUAGAUUUUUAUGAUGGCAAAGUGACACAACCAAGGAAAGACCACUUCAGGACACCUGAUAAACUAGAAAAACUGUGAUGUACAAUGAUAGUUAAUUGUGUUUUAUUUGAAAAAGUAGUUAUUAAAGGAAUAGUUAGCCAAAAAAGAACAUUUUCAUUUUCAUUUACUCACCUUCAGGCCAUUCAAGAUGCAAAUAAGUUUAUUUCUUCUUCUACAUCUUGCCCACCAGUGGAUCCUCUGCAUUGAAUGGGUGCCAUCAGAAUGAGAGUCCAGACAGCUGAUAAAAACGCCACAAUAAUCCACAUGACUCCAGGGAAGCAAAAAGUUGCAUCUUUGCAUCUUUCAUUUAUAAUUUAUAAUAUUGCUAUUUCCAGUGAAAAUAUCUCGUUUGAAUCAGGAGAGAAAUGUGCACAGAUUAAGCACUGUUUAAUAGCGAAAGAAUCCUAAACAGUUCUAAACAAAUAUGUUGGUGGAUUUUAGGUGAGAGAACAACAGGACUUUUUUACUGGAGGAAGCAUUAUUAUGGAUUAUGUAUUUUGGCCAAAAACGCAGGUGUAAAGUUAAAUUCUUUAACCCCUUAGCAUUCCUUCAAAAUUUGCCUAAAAUUCCUAAAACUUAGUGCUAGUGAAACGCUAACAGGUUACUGAUGAAUUUGUUUUUUAGAAACACAGCUUUUAGCCUCACAAGAUGAUGGACUACUCAUGUUGUAGAUUACUCUGAUGUUUUCAUCAGAUGUUUGGACUCUCAUUCUGACGGCACCCAUUCACUGCAGAGGAUCCAUUGGUGAGCAAGUGAUUUAAUGCUAAAUCUGUCCAAAUCUGCUCCAAUGAAAAAACAAACUCAUCUAAAUUUUUAGCAUAUUUUCAUUUUUGGGUGAGCUAUUCCUUUAAAGUUUUUUUAAAGUACAUUUUUACUUUAACAACCUUGGCAGGCUGAUUUUAGUGACCUGAUUUCAGUUGUUUAUGAAAAUACAACUCCAUAUGAAAUUUGCCAUCUUUACUGCCCUAUUAAAAAUUGCACAACUUU
Messenger RNA from Labeo rohita (rohu), 3028 nucleotides. RefSeq names its product adenosine deaminase 2a (gene ada2a). The transcript is spliced from 10 exons. Gene Ontology annotation, molecular function: adenosine deaminase activity. The record is from RefSeq and is a predicted model, not a curated record. The coding region runs from base 141 to 1694 and encodes 517 amino acids. Gene Ontology annotation, biological process: inosine biosynthetic process; adenosine catabolic process. NCBI's taxonomy places the organism in Eukaryota, Metazoa, Chordata, Actinopteri, Cypriniformes, Cyprinidae.